GGAAGUGGGCGUCCGCGUCACGUGAGAGUGGCGCGCUGGGGAGGGGUCACGUGACGGGAGAGAGAUGGCGGCUCCGGGCGAGCGAGAGUCUGGCGUCGGGGCGGAGGAGGCGUUCCUCACGUUCUAUACGGAGGUGAAACAAAUAGAGAAACGAGAUUCUGUUUUAACUUCCAAAAAUCAGAUUGAGAGGCUGACUAGGCCUGGGGCGUCUUACUUCAAUCUGAAUCCGUUUGAGGUGUUACAGUUGGAUCCUGAGGUUACAGAUGAAGAGAUAAAGAAAAGAUUCCGUCAGUUAUCCAUAUUGGUGCAUCCUGACAAAAACCAAGAUGAUCCUGAAAGAGCACAAAAGGCAUUUGAAGCUGUCGACAAAGCAUACAAGUUGUUGCUGGACCAGGAACAAAAGAAGAGGGCCUUAGAUGUGAUACAGGCUGGAAAGGAAUAUGUGGAACACAUUGCAAAAGAGAAAAAGAAACAAUUAAAGAAGGAAGGCAAGCCAAUCAACAUAGAAGAGGAUGAUCCAGAAGUAUUCAAGCAAGCUGUAUACAAGCAGACGAUGAAACUCUUCGCAGAACUUGAAAUUAAAAGGAAAGAGAGAGAAGCAAAAGAAAUGCAUGAAAGGAAGCGUCAGCGAGAAGAAGAAAUAGAGGCUCAAGAGAAAGCAAAGCGAGAACGAGAAUGGCAAAAGAACUUUGAGGAGAGUCGAGAUGGACGUGUGGAUAGCUGGAGGAACUUCCAAGCAAACACAAAAGGAAAGAAAGAAAAGAAAAACAGAACCUUUUUGAGACCCCCCAAAGUCAAGAUGGAGCAGCGUGAAUGAGCCUGGUUCUUUUAGGCUGCUGCGGACACUCCUGUAUCACCAGGUUUAGCUUCUUGCUUUUCAAGUAGGAUCUUUAUUUUUAGUAUGAUUGAAUCUUGGUCAAAGUAUUUUCUGUCCUCUGCCUGAGGUUCAUGAUGUGUGGUGUGUUGUCCAGGGCCAAACUGACUGUUCUUAGAACCUGUGGCUAAUUUCGGAAGACACCAACAUCACAUUUACUUGUAAUCCCUGUAAUUUAAUGUUCUGUAUUCCAAGGAUGUCGCUGUUCAUAUUGUCAUCAAGUCCCUAAAACUGUAGAAAUAACCAUCUCUAAGGCAGAUGUUUAAAAUGUUGCCUGGCUCCUCCUCUGCUCAUCUAGGACAGUUGCCAAUUUCUCCUUUGUAUCUAUUUCCACUUCUCAGUAGUGAGAAUUGGAAGCUGGAAUGAAGAUGUCUUGUUGGACUCAACUUGGCUACAUGAAGCUGAAAUUAUCCCUUGGCUCUUAUUGUCUGUUGGUAGCUCCUGGAUUCCAUGAUUUGCAUUGGGGUGACUGGCUUAUUAGACCCUCUCUGUAAAUAAUUUAAAAAUCCUUGCAUUGGAUAGUCUUAGUGGCAAUGUUCUGUAUGUAAAAUAAAUAAAUUUUUAUCCAAUA
Sceloporus undulatus (fence lizard) is the source of this 1445-nucleotide messenger RNA. It is a transcript of the gene DNAJC8, whose product is annotated as DnaJ heat shock protein family (Hsp40) member C8. The record is from RefSeq and is a predicted model, not a curated record. The transcript has 9 exons. Bases 65 to 817 code for a protein of 250 amino acids. NCBI's taxonomy places the organism in Eukaryota, Metazoa, Chordata, Lepidosauria, Squamata, Phrynosomatidae. Gene Ontology annotation, cellular component: nucleus.